Gryllus bimaculatus (two-spotted cricket) is the source of this 6187-nucleotide messenger RNA. The record is from the annotation of a GenBank genome assembly. Lineage: Eukaryota; Metazoa; Arthropoda; Insecta; Orthoptera; Gryllidae.
UAUGGCUUUCGAUUCGUAGAACGCAUGAAUAAACUCACAAAAAUUUCUAUUGUUUAUAGAAUGUGUGGUGAAAAAACAUUUUACGGAUUUGCCAGUGGAAUAGUGCUGCGCAAUGAUGCCGCGACUGUCAGAUUUACUUCAACAAUGUUUAAUUCUUGUCUCUAAUAAUAAGGGUAAGAUGAGCAAUGAGAGAUAAUAAUUCCAAGAUAAACCAUCUAUUUGUGAAAGAUUUUACUGCCAAAUUUGUUUUAGAAACAUCGUCUUUGACGCGCACAAAGAGAUAAGAUUCUCUGCCAGAAAGAAGGAAUUCGUUUUGCUAUUGUUUUGAUUGUGACUAUUCCUGAAACAAUGCCACAGAAAAUGGAGAUGGAAGGUAAUGUUGAAAAACGACGAUAAAAAAAAACAUCAAUCGUAGGGGUCUUUCUUUUGCCUUCCUCUUCACGUAACUAUUAACUGCGCAUUUGACUAGAGAAAAAGGAUGUAAAAGGUCGCUAUUUCGGUAUUUUCAAUUCUGGAACGCUCACCCAAGCAGCUUCUUUUUUUUAAUCGCAUUGAAACAAGUGAUAGACGCCUGUGACCAAGAUAAACCACUCAUUACCUUGUUCUCGUUCCAACCAUGGUGUCUGUUUCGAACCAUUGGAAACAGCUGAUUGGAUGCGUACUUGGUAUUGCUUUGUGUACGGAAUAGCAGACGAAAGCCCAGCAGCAACACUGCCACGCCCAUUUGUUAAAAUGCACACGACAAUGACGUAAGCUUAUGUAAAAGAUUUUGUAAGAAUAAAUUGUAAAUUAUCUAAUGAAAUUCCUGAGUCAUUAUGUAUGAUAGUUCAAUUGAAAGUUAUGGAAUCAGUAACUCAGUUGUAAUGUAUAGUGACCGCUCUCUUGGUCUACAAUCCAAGAGCAAUGCAGUAUAGUUUUGUUUAUUAUGAUUGUUAUUGAACAUGUCUUCCCGUGUGGUCUUCCGUAGAGUUUGGAAUUCCGCAGUAUGCCGUAUGAAGUGCAUUCAUUUGGAAAUACUUAAAGACGCAUAGUUUGGAGAGUUUUAACUCGAGUGAUUCGUAAAUCAAUUGUAUUUAAAAUGUCCCAGUUAUACUGGGCUUACAAAAGUGUUAUUAAAUAAGAAUAGCGAGUCGCAGAAAUCUGCGAUGCCUCUACAACAAAUAAGUGUUUCUCCUCUGGAAUGGGGGAAAGAACAGACUACUAGAACUAGUCAUGACUGGAAAUUACAGUGGGAGACUCUUGAAAUGUCAGGAGUAGAACGUCGGAAGUUGCUGUGUUCUGUCACUUUUCAUGCAGUGGCCUUAACUUGUGUUGUUUGGUCACUGUAUGUCUUGAUAGAUCGUACAGCAGAAGAAAUACAAAGAGGUCUUCUUGAAUGGCCUUUCUGGACAAAGUUGAUAGUAGUUGCCAUUGGAUUUACUGGGGGUCUAGUCUUCAUGUACAUUCAGUGUAAGGCAUAUUUGCACCUCUGUCGACGAUGGCGUGCCUUCAACAGAGUUAUUUUUGUGCAAAAUGCUCCAGAAAAAGUUGCCUUACCAUUGUGCUCAGGUCAGGCUCCUUUAGCACAAGAAGAGUCAGCCCUGGUCUCAGAGAUGUGCUGUGGAAGUGUUCUUUCUGAUAGCAGCAGAGGAAAACAAGUUGAUCCUCUCACAGAAACGGGAAUAAGUUUGUCAAUAUCAGAUAAUAAACAAGAUGUUAGUACUUACCUCAAAGAAGAUGCAGUUAUUUCAGAUACAGCAGUAACUGUCGGAAGCAUGAGCAAAAGUGAUUGCAGGGAUGAAAUGUUAAAUAAUGUGAUCUGUGACAAAUCAAAUACUUUUGAAAGCUCCAUUUCAAAAACUGGAGAUGAUGGUGUUGGUAUCCUGAAAUCAAGCAAUUCCAAUGAAUCCUACAAUUUUAUGAAAAGGAUGGACACUUGCAGUAGAAAGUUCUUGUAUGACGAUGUGAAUGGUGAAUGUGGAGAAAUGAGUCAUCUACUGCAGUGUGAAGAUAAAAGCCAUGGUGCAGUGAGUGACAGCCAAUCAUCAGGUUUCCUGUUGCUUCCGACCACACUUACACCACCUUCCAAGAGACUAGUGUUAAGUAACUCUGUUCAUGAAAUGCCACAAGGUACUGCGGUGAGCCCUAGUAGCAGUGAGGAAUCUUUCCCUUCUCCAUCCGUCCGUCUGCUACAGCCUGCCCUGCAGAGGCCCUGGGCAGUCGGAUCCCCUGAGCAGCCACUGUCUUCUUUGGGCUCCCAGUCUCCGCUCUUGUCAAAACCUGUGAUGAAGGACAAUUCUUCAAGUACAAACUAAAUGGUCUGUUUGUAUGCAUUGUUACCUUCCACUUAUCUUCUUGAAAGUACUUAAAAGCAUACACUAGAUUUAGCAAACGUUUGGGUAAGAGAAGGUGCAAUUAUGUGCCAUUUUAUACUUUGUAGUUUGUGAUUUUCUUGAAUUGUUGCAUUCACAGUCGUGUGAGUACUUAAAUUCAUAAUUCAUAAACUGAAUUGUUAAAUAUACAUAUGACUGAAGAUUUAGAUUAACUUAUUGUACUUAUCUGUGAUGUAAAGAAAUUGUAUAAGCGUCCUUUAUAUUUGCUAGUGCGUUGUAAUGUUAUGCUAUUGCCAAAUGGCACUUAUGCGUAUUUGAGUGGUAUUGACAUAGUUUUGUAAUGGUGCCAAUAUACAUACACAUUAAACUGUUAUAUCAAAUCCUUUAUCUUGUGAGUGUGUGUUCUUGAGCUAUAAAAUAGAGUAUGCUUAUGUCUUCUAGAAAGAAAUGAGAUUAUGAAGUUUUAGAAUGUUUGUCCCUUAAAGGGAUCAGAUUUGUGAUAUUUGGAGCUCAUUUUCAGAAUGAUAUACUGUACACUGUAUUGCAUGUAAAAUUCAGAGUUAAAGCUAGUUAAAUAUUGUUUUACAACAAAAUCUUAUUUAGUCUUAUUUGCUAAAAGGCUCUUGGAUGCAUUUUUCUUAUGAUAAAUAGUAAUAUAAACUAGUGUAAUAUGCAUAAGAGGAAAUAAAUUUUCCAAAGCAAUACAUUGUUUGAAAAAAAGUAAGAAUGUAAUAUACCUAAUCAGAAGUUGUUAAUAUCUUUGCCAUUUUGACCUUAUGAUGCAGAGAUAACUUUUCUUUUUGAAUGUAGGUGACCUCAAGAAUUUUGUUUUGUUAAUUGAUGUAAUCCAAAUUAGUAAUCUUCUGGAGAUAGAUAUUCCUCAGGUUUUGUGUCACUAAAUAACAAAAUGAUAAAAGUUUGUUGUUAAAAGCCAUAUUUGUAAGGUUGAUUUCAGGAAGGGCCAUUUACAAAUGUGCGGUGAUAUUGAUUUAGAGAUACUUUUAAAAUAUUAAGGUUUUGAGGGUCAUUGUAAAUUAUGUGGUAAUUUCCCCUUUUAAAACAUCAAAAGACAAGUAUUGCUGUGUAUUUAAUUUUAGAUUCAGAUUUUUUUUUUUUUUUGCCAUUUUUGUGGAUCCAUCCUUCUAUGACUGUACUAACUACUACUUAUCUUUUUCGUAUAAAACUGUGAUGAUAAGACAUUUAAAUGUUUCUCUAUGUUUUUACUAUUUGAAUUUGGAAAUCAAAAUUGUCAUGAAAAAUCAAAUGGCUAGUCCUCAAACAUUGUAUGACAGUGAUGUGUUGGAAAUUGUACAUUCCAUUAGAUCAGAGGUUUUCCAGCCAUUUAAAUAACUGCUUCCCUUUUGAAUAAAAAGUUCUGGUAGAGUGGCAAAGAGAUUUGGUUUCACUUUGGCCAAUGUUCAUACCCAGUACUCGAGCACAAAUAUAUACAGAAUUGUCUAUAAAUGUUUUUAUUAUAAACAUAUGUAGUGAUUAUCUUAUUUAUAAUAAUGAUAAUUUAUAAUAUCAACCAAUGGUUAUUGCAUUUGAGGAGAUUGACUAAGUUUAUUGUUCAUUAGCAAAAGACCAUCUGAACAUUUGCUCUAAGAAUUACAAGGAGUCUUCAUGAAACCAAGAUUGAGAUACAAGUUCUUCACCCUUAAACAAUUCCAUAAAUCAAUUAAAUUACUUUAUUGAUAUUUUCUUCAUAAAAUAAAUUAUUUAACAAAAUAUUUCAUUAGGGAAAUAAUUGUUUAGCGAUUGGUAUAAAAAAUAGCAGUCCCUAGACACAAUUGUAAUAUUUAUGAAUGAAUAUAAAUGUAUAUUUUAUAAGUUAAAGUAAUAAAAAGAAAACAAAGGCUAAGAAUUUAGAGAUUUUACAUUCAUGAUUGCCAUGCAAAAAAUUAAUUUUGGUAUGUGUAAGUCAACAUUAGGGGAGACCUUUGCCUCUGGCAAUAUGCAAUGGGGAUCGAGGAUCCAAUUAAAAGAUAACGUACACUCUCAGUUUUCAGAUGACACAUCACUCACCUCUGUAGGUGGUCUGGGGACUGCUCAAUCAGUACUAAAUGCUGAUACAAGCUCUUUAUAUACUAUGAUGGUGCAUGAAUUUUAAAUAGUAUUUUGAUUUAUUUAGACAACACUGAUGAUCAGAAGAACCAGAACAUCAUGAAUGAGUGAACAUUGCGAUUAGACAGAAAAACACAUCCUUAAUUUAAAGAGUUGUUAAUUCUUAAUUGUGUUUAUACAGUAAUGUCAGUAUAUUCAGUUAAUGAAUAAGAGCUGACAGUAAUCACAAUGCAGCUUGUUAAUAUAAUGGUACAGGCUCAGAUGCUUGAUGUUGUUUAAAUUAUUUUGUACUUACUGUAGUACUUAGGUGGUCAUGGGAAAUCUCAAUCACGUGCAAAAUUGAACAAUAAUACAAUUAAUCGUAGCAUUACUAAUGGGGAUCUGGAAGGCCCACCAAUGAGUUUGUCUUUUACAGAUUUCAAUUUUUUAGGAAGUUGAAAAUCAUUGAUAUUAUUUAUUAUAAGCUUUCUAAUCAAACUGUGCUGAAUAAAUCAUAAGCAAUUGUUAUACUUUAAAUGAACAUUACACCGUCUUAGAAUGUAAAGAAACAAAAAUCAUGACUAUUCACUUGAGAACUGAACAUACAGAAUAUGUUUUGGAAAUAUUUAAGACUAAUAAAAUAUUAAUAGUUUGUCUUAGAAUAAUAGUAAUAAAUUAUUACGUUAUGGAGAUAAUUAUGCCUUUAUUUCACACAAAAAUGUUUUAGGUAUUGUAAUUAAAUAGAAAAUAUUGAUGUAAGAGAUUCUUUUUAUUGAGAAAUAGAUGUUUUUUUUAUAUGAAUGAAUGCAUAUGUAUAUUAUUAGUUUUAUCUGAAUGCAUAUGCAUAUUAUUAGUUUUAUCUAUUAAUUUAUCAAAAACAUCAAUAAAAUGAAAUUUUAAGGAGUGGGCUCUGAAGCCCCUUCACAGUAAUGCAGGAGUCCACGCAUCCCUUGGUAUUGCAAGGAUAAAGAACAGAAAUCUAUUUUAAUGACGGGAGUUGCAUUCUUUACCAUAAUUACUUCAGAUUAUAAUAAUAAUAAUCAUAUUGUAAAAAUCUCUACCAACAUCAGUGCUAAAACAAUUGUUAAUAUUAACAUUUUAAUUAAAACAUCCAAAUUCUGUUAUUUUAAAUUGAAAUUUCCAAUUGGUGUUAUGUGAGCCAGCCUACACUACACUGCCUUCUCCCCAACUAUGGCAUUGAUGCUCUGGAUAUCUAUUUUUGCAUUAAUAAACAGAAAGUGGACAGAUUUGUUGCUUCUUGCUUCAAUAAUCUAUUUGUGAUCUUGAGAAAAUAUUAAGAAAAUGUAAAUUGUGUAAUAAUAUUUAUUGAAUGUUAACAUCUGCAACAAGAAGGUACAAUAGCCUAAGGAAAGACGAUAGAUUAUUCUCUUUUAUGAGAAACCAUAGAAACAAACCCUAUAAGUGUAUUGGUACCUCCAGCAUUGAACAGUGAACAGCAGGGAUAUAUCUAAGCAUUUAAAAUAAAACACAUUCAAGUUAGCAGAUUAUGACAUAUUAGGAUCAUCAAGCUCACGUGCAACCAGCAAAUCAUAUUAAGCUGUCACACAUCUUUACCAUCAUGCGUAACUUAGGAACCAAUGUGUUCUAAAGCGUUAAAUCCUGUUUUUUGCUACAAUUAAUAUUUUCUAUAGUGUAAUUACAAAAUAAUAUCUUAUGGAUGUUCUAUUAUGUUUAUUGAUGGUUCUGUCACAUGGAUUGCUAGAAACACUGGAAGUUUGUUCCCAUGUGAAGCUAUUUUCACAUUUAAGACAAUGAUUUAAAAAGUUUGAUUUUUUGGCAAUUGCAAUUCUGUCUCAGAGUUUUUGCUCUUC